AUGAAUGACGAAAAGAAAGUAGAGGACCUUCUCAAGAGGUUAGAGAAGGAGAACGAAAUCCUCAAUGCGACCCGUAAUAUCCGCAAGAUCCAGCAGAGCGACGCUGCUAGGGCUUCGUGUGAUGUCACCAUCGAAGAGUGCCAGCAGCGUAUCGACUACUUCCAGAACGAGGUCAACAGGCUGUUGUCAAGGCUCAUGGACAACCCCCCAGGAUCCGCUACAGGAGUAGCCUCGGUCAAGCCCACUAGCUCCACCUCGAGCCAGUCAGAGACUGGUCGUCCUGAACUCUCUCACAGCCGACAGCCAUCUGUCUCGAGCGUCAAUGCCUCGCAAGAGAGCACUGUUGCCAACAGCAAGCCUCUUUCAACAGUUGACCUCCUCAAGUCAUCGAGGACUAUUACUACCAACAAGGUCGUCUACAAGAUGCAUGAGUUGGCCUACAAGUUGGAGGUCGAGAAGAAGGUCAAGCUGGCUUCGCAAAAGAUGGAGCAAUUGGGCGUGUCUGCCAAGGACGAGAACGAGGAGAGCAACGAAAAGAUUGUGCUGUUGAAGCGUGCUCUUCAAAAGUACCAGGGACUUUACAUCCCUGGAGAAGCUGAGGAUGCUUCGACACCCGGGUCAGCUAUGCGAAGACCGAUGACUGGAAUGCUCAACAUUCGUAUCACUGGAAUCAAGAACCAGAACAACGCCCCCACUCGUAACUCUCGCCCCCCGGAGUCCAUGGCAGUAAUCAAAAUCGACGGUGUGAUCAAGGGAAAGACAAGGAUGGCUCGCAAUGGAUCUAUGGGAAUUCGAUGGAACGAAGACUUUUCGAUCUCUGUCACCAAGGCCAGUGAGAUCGAGAUCACUGUCUACGACCGACCUGAAUAUACCUCUGUCCCUAUCGGCAUGUUCUGGCUGAAGAUCUCGGAUUUGGUGGAGGAGUUGCGCAGAAUGAAGGUCGAGGCAGACAAUGAUGCGGUCUGGGCAGCAGCGAGCGUCCAGGACCUGGCUGUUAAGAGCCCAGGCUCGCGCCACAACUCUACAUCCCACGGCAGCGACAAUGCAGGAGCUAAUGUCGAUGGGGUCGAAUCCUUCUGGGACCUAGAACCAGUUGGACAAAUCGGACUCAAGUUCAACUUUGUCAAGGAUGUCGCUGUCCGCAAGCGUCAGUCCAGACUGGGUCGUCAAGGAGCUGUCCGUAAGCGCAAGGAAGACAUUCAGGAGGUCCAAGGACACAAGUUUGCUGCCCAAAAGUUCUACCAGAUCAUGUGCUGUGCACUUUGCAAUGAACUUUUUACUGGCAGGGGCUCCCAAUGCGAAGACGAUCCUGAUGAGGCCAAGUUGAAUCACCGCAUUCCUCACCGCUUUGAAACCUUCACCAACUUGUCUCCAAACUGGUGCUACCAUUGCGGACACAUGCUCACAUUUGGACGCCGACACAAGAUGUGUUCAGAGUGCCCUGUUUUCGCUCACGAAGGGUGCAGUGACCUUAUUCCCAACCUUUGUGGCAUGCCCGCUGAAACCGCGAACAAGCUCCUUGAGGAGAUUCGUCGCCGUAACCAACAGGCCAAGACCCAGCAGAAGCCUGUAUCGACUAGCCCACAGUACGCACCCCCUACAGCAGAAGAGAUGCAGGCUCAGGUAGCCGAGCAGGCUCGUCUGGAGGAAAAGAUGCAGCAGAUGAAGUUGGAACAGCAACAACAGCAGCAGCAACUUCAACAAGAACAGGAGCAAGAGGAACAAAAGCGACAGCUGCAGGAGGCCGAGCAGAAAAAGCAGGAAGUACAGAAGCAGCAGCUCUUGCAAAAGCAGCAGGCCUACCAGUUGCAACAACAGCAGCAGUACCAGCAGCAGUUGCAGCAGCAAGAACAGGAGUCUGCUUCGCCAACCACCCAUCAACAGCAGGAGCCUGUUCGCGACAACGACAUGUUCCGUAGAGAGCAACAGCGUCUGGAGAUGCUGCGAUUGGAGCAGGAGCGCGCCCAGCAAUAUCAGCAGCAACAUCAACAGCAACAGCAGUACCAACAGCAGCAACAGUACCAGCAGCAACAACCAUACCAGCAACAGCAAUACCAGCAGCAACAAUACCAGCAGCAGCCUCAACCUCAACAGGCCCAGCAGCGCCCUCAUCCCAUGAUGCCCAUUCCUCAUACCCCCACUCUCAAGAUUGUCAACAAACCAUCCGCUCAGCCUUCCCGCAAGUACGGCAUGGACGAUUUCCAUUUCAUUGCCGUCUUGGGUAGAGGAAACUUUGGAAAGGUCAUGCUUGCCGAAGACAAGAAGGGAGGCGAGCUCUAUGCUGUCAAGGCCCUCAAGAAGGACUCCAUUGUCCAACAUGACGAAGUCGAAAGUGCCAAGUCGGAGAAGAGGAUUUUCCAAGUGGCCAACAAGGAGCGCCACCCUUUCUUGACAACCUUGCACUCGACCUUCCAGACAAACACCCGCCUUUACUUUGUGAUGGAGUAUGUUAGAGGAGGCGAUUUGAUGAUGCACAUCCAGAAGGAUAGACGCUUCGGAGAGCGCCGCGCCAAAUUCUAUGGAUGCGAAGUCUUGCUGGCGCUCCAGUACUUCCACCAGAAUAACAUUGUCUACCGUGAUCUCAAAUUGGACAACAUCUUGUUGACAAUGGACGGCCAUAUCAAGAUUGCCGACUAUGGUCUGUGCAAGGAGAACAUGGGCUAUGGAGUCACGACAAGAACCAUCUGUGGUACUCCCGAGUUCAUGGCUCCCGAGAUCUUGGAAGAGGUACCCUAUGAUCGUGCUGUCGACUGGUGGGCAUAUGGAGUCUUAAUGUACGAGAUGUUGUUGGGGCGCGCUCCCUUCUCGGGAGAGGAGGAGGACGAGAUUUAUGACGCUAUUAUGGACGAUGAGCCUCUCUUCCCUCACGGGUUUGGUCGUAACGAGCAGGCCCUUCUCCAAUCGCUGUUGGUGAAGGUUCCUCACCUGCGUCUCGGAUCAGGACCUGGAGAUGCAGAGGAGAUCAAGGCACACGCCUACUUCCGCGACGUCAACUUUGACGAUGUCUACCACAAGCGUAUCACCCCACCAUUCUUGCCCAUGAUCACCUCUGCCAAGGAUGUGUCUAACUUUGACCCCGAGUUCACGAGAGAAAACACGUCCGAGACCCCUACGGAUUACCGACUCAACCAUGUAGAGCAAGGGUUCUUCAAGGGCUUCUCUUACUCCAACCCUUGGCUCCAGGCCUAG
Molecule: messenger RNA, 3189 nt
Organism: Linnemannia hyalina
Lineage: Eukaryota; Fungi; Mortierellomycota; Mortierellomycetes; Mortierellales; Mortierellaceae
Source: the annotation of a GenBank genome assembly